AAAAAUGCAAUCUGCUGAAUUGGCUAUACGUACAAAUACUUAUUCACUUAGAGCGCGUAAACAAAUAUCAUUUGAUCGAGAUUAUUCUCCACCUGAACAACCUCCAAAAAAACGUCCUAAGGUUCAAACAACACCAAAGAAAGUAGCAGUAACAAAGAGAGUUCCAGUAUCAAAUGUUGCAAAAUUUGCGACUCCGGCAUUUGAAGACGCUUACUUUAUUGCUUUGAAAUCAGGAAAAUCUGCUAAUUCACUUGUCGAGAAAUGGAUGCGUGAAUAUGAGAAUUCUCCUGACCAAGCAAUCGCUCAGUUUUUGCAGACUAUUGUCGCAUCAUGUGGCUGUUCUGCUAAAUUAGAUGUAAACAUGGUGCAUAACAUGGAUAUGAAUCUCAUUGUUACUCGAAUUAGUGAAUAUUUUGACGAGGAGUCCUGUGACUAUCCAUUAAUGAUGACCUCUCCGCAGUGGAAGCGCUUCCGAAGUAAUCUUGGAGACUUUGUUACAUUAUUUGUUUGUCGUUGUAAAAAUAAUAUUCUCUUUGAUGUUACUCUUAUGGAUAGUCUUAUUCAAUUACUCGCUAGUCUUUCUUCGAAUGCUAUUCGUGCCUUCAGACACACUGCUACCUUUGUUGCAAUGAAGCUUUCUAGCGCCAUUGUAGAUGUUGUUGUUGAUCUGGAAAGUCUCCGCGAAAAGAACUCUAUGCAGGUGGAAACGGAAAAAUCAAAAUUAUCACAGACUGGAGCAAAUGAGCGCAUGGAGUUAUUGUUACAGGCUCGAGCAGAUUUUGAUUCAAAAAUUGAAGAAUUAUCUGCAAUGACACAGUACUUGUUUCGUUCAGUUUUUGCACUGCGAUAUAGGGAUAUCGUUCCAGAUAUUCGUAUUAUUUGUCUUAUCGAGCUUGGUAAUUGGAUGCAGGCCCAUCCUGCUUUAUUUUUGAAUGAUAGCUACCUUAAAUAUUACGGAUGGUGUAUGUCUGACAAGGUUUCAGAAGUGCGAUUAUGCUGUCUUAAUACAUUGUUGCCUUUGUACGAGAAUGUGGAGGUGAUUGGGCGAUUAGAGCUUUUUACAAAUAAAUUCAUUAAUCGUCUUGUCAGUAUGGUGAGAGAUACUGAAAUUGAAGCUGCUACAAAAGCUUGCCAGCUUUUAACAUUAAUUUAUCGUGUGUUUCCUGGAAUUUUCACGCAGCAAAACUGUGCUCUAGUUUAUGAAAUGGUAUUUUGUAAUAAUCGGCAAUUAGCCGUUUCUGCUGCUGGUUUUGUUAAUGAAAAGCUUUUUGCUCCGUCUCAUUCAUCAAGUGAUAUGGAGUUGGAAUGGCAUUCACAACAAUUUGAACUUAUUAAGCAACUUGUGACAUUUUACAAGGAUGGUGGAGUUCAUACACAUCCUGCUUAUUUGGUUGAUUCUUUUAUCGAUAUUUGUCCCAUGUUGCGUGAUUGGGGUUCGAUGGUCGGCAUUCUACUUGAUAAUGAAACUUAUAAUGACGAUGGUCGUUUAAUCGCAAUAAUGAGUACGGCUGUGAGACAAGCUGCUACCGGUGAACAUCCACCUAACCGAAUUGUAGUUUCAAUUCGAAGAGGACCUGGUGCUGGAACAGAGAAGAAAGAUCUUCGGCUCUUGCAGGAAGAACGUAUUCGAAUUUCUGAAGUGUUUAUUCCCACUCUUCCUCGUUUAUUGUCAAAGUUUAUUGCUGACGAAGAAAAGGGCCUUAAUGAAUUUAUGCAACAUAUUGGACGAAUAGUUGAACAAUAUUCAAGUGAUGAUGUUUUGAAGAAAGUGUCUGAAAUCUUCCAAUUCAUCUCAAAGAAUACGGCAAUAGCUCAAUUUACUGAAACAACUCGUGUUCGUAUCAUUGAUGGAGUUGCCAAUCAAUUACGAUUGCAAAUUCAACAACACAUUCAGCAAUACAACAAUGUCGAACGACGAGACAGCAACGAGCAGGAACGCGAAGAGGAAGAAGCAUCUCUGUUAUCAAACUAUCGGCGUAUGGUUGCAUUUACAGCAUCAAUUGACAUUCCAGCAAAAUGGGAUUUGUUUGAUUUGACUUUUUCACUACUUAAUGGACCAUUAUUGAAGCCUGACUUGUCGGAUAAGGCCAUCUUGCUUUGUUAUCAGUCACUAAUGUGGGAUGCGAAAAAACUUGCCACAAACACUGUAGAAUUGAAGGAGAAUUAUAUCGAAUUUAUACGCAAGAGAAGGGAUCAAUUUAUUAGGGGUGCAUCAUUAAUUCUGAGGGAUCAAGUUUACGGUGUUAUUAAUGCUUUCUCAUGUCUUUGUGACGUUCUGUUAAUGUACAACUGGAAAAUGGCGUGUGAAUAUGAACCCGAGCAUCCUGCACAUUCGUUGGCCAUUAAGCUUGAUAAAGAAACAAUCAUUCGCCUCUCUUCUUUUGUUUUAGACAAUGUUUUUUAUGGGCGCGAAGAUACUAUGGAUGAAGGUAAUUUACAAAUUCUUGCGUUGUCACAACGACGUAAAAUCCUUGCUCAUUAUGUCAAAUUAAUUACUUAUGGUCUCAUUCCAAUUAUUGAAAUUUCACCACUUAUUCGCAACUUUAUUAAGUAUUAUACUGACUUUGGUGAUAUUUUCAAACAUCUCUUGUCAAAAUGUCGAGAAUUAGAUAAGGUGAUGACUGCAAAAGCUAUUGUCCACUCCUUGGCUUAUUUGUUUGACGAAUUUAAGGAAGCCUUUGAACAAGAUGCUAACGACUUUCAAUCGCUGAGAGAAUUAGGCAAGAAGUUAGCACUCUCAUUUGGCGUUGACAAUAUCAAAAAUCGUGAAGCUCUUGCAACAAUUCAUCAUGACGGAAUCAAAUAUGCGCUUAAACUGGAUGUACGAAAACCAAAAAAUGCUCAAGAGCGGUUUGAGAAUUUUGCCUUCUUCGAGAUCUUACAAGAAUUUUCACCAAAACUUCAUCGGCAGGACAAAUUAGCUGUGCUUAAAUAUUUGGACAAAAAUUGCAAGCAAGAUGAUCAAAUUAAUGAAGAUGAUGAUAACUGGAAAACUUUCCUUCUCUACAGAAACUCACUGGCCAAGACUGAGUAA
This is a messenger RNA of Meloidogyne enterolobii, 3034 nucleotides long. The record is from the annotation of a GenBank genome assembly. NCBI's taxonomy places the organism in Eukaryota, Metazoa, Nematoda, Chromadorea, Rhabditida, Meloidogynidae.